AUGACCCGGCAGCUCAUCGCUCGACUCAACAGAGGCUUCGAGAACUUCGCUCCCGCCUCUGGUCGAGCGGCCCUCGAGAGCCUCACCGGGGACCUGCAGAAGCUACUCCAGCUCUGGAGGGCUUCGGACCCCGCGCCGGAGCUACCGCCUCUGCCGGCGGACCCCGCGCCGGAGCAACCGCCUCUGCCGGCGGACCCCAUGCCGGAGCAACCGCCUCUGCCGGCGGACCCCAUGCCGGAGCAACCGCCUCUGCCGGCGGACCACGCGCCGGAGUCACCGCCUCUGCCAGAGGACCCCGUUCCCGAGCAGUCGCCGUCAUUGCCGCCUGUGCCUCUGCAACCUGCGCAGCCGGAGCAGCCAUCUUCGCUGUCCGCCAAGUCUGCGCAGCUUCCUCUGCCUGCGGCUUUCGAGCACGUGCUGCCGCCAGUCCCGGUUUCCAAGUUCCGCUCUCCCCGUGACUGA
Molecule: messenger RNA, 462 nt
Organism: Brienomyrus brachyistius
Lineage: Eukaryota; Metazoa; Chordata; Actinopteri; Osteoglossiformes; Mormyridae
Exons: 2
Coding region: 1-462 (153 amino acids)
Source: RefSeq, a predicted model, not a curated record